Messenger RNA from Syngnathoides biaculeatus (alligator pipefish), 2475 nucleotides. RefSeq names its product abhydrolase domain containing 12, lysophospholipase (gene abhd12). Gene Ontology annotation, cellular component: endoplasmic reticulum membrane. Gene Ontology annotation, biological process: monoacylglycerol catabolic process; phosphatidylserine catabolic process. NCBI's taxonomy places the organism in Eukaryota, Metazoa, Chordata, Actinopteri, Syngnathiformes, Syngnathidae. Gene Ontology annotation, molecular function: phosphatidylcholine lysophospholipase A1 activity; monoacylglycerol lipase activity. Bases 333 to 1607 code for a protein of 424 amino acids. The transcript has 13 exons. The record is from RefSeq and is a predicted model, not a curated record.
GGCGCCCGGCGAACGGGGCCGCUCACGGUUCAUUUGAAUCUUUAUUUGGCGCUUAGCCUUCGCGCUAACAUGAACACGACGCGAUCGUCCAUCGAGGUGAUCGGAAUCGUAAGCGCUGUUUUGCGGGGCUUGAACAUCAAACGCUCGUCUGACGUGUUCCGACGCGAUGCGCGAUACGACUGACGGCCCGCUGCGACUUGUGCGCCGCUAACGAGUGACGACGAUGACGAGAGCGGAGGAAACGUCAUGAAACAAUAAUCGGAGUGAGCCGCGAGACGAGAGGCGCCGCGCCGAGAUCCGUUCGGACGGAACGCGCGCGUUGACGACAUCGGAUGCAGCGCGGCGGCGCAGUCACGUGCUCGGAGGCCUCCGCCGCGAUUGGCCACCGGCCGGCCUCUGCGGACAUGCGGAAGCGGCGGCGGACGUCGACCGCCGCGCUGCGGGAGGAGCGCGACGCGAGCGGAGACCCGGACGGAGACCGAGAGACGUCGCGGCCCGCGGAGGCUGCCGAGCUCCACUCGCCGACAACACCGUCGAGGGGCGGCGUGAUGUCCAAGGCGUGGCGCGCCGCCCGCUGGCUGCUGCUGGUCUACGUGUGCGUGCCCUUCGUCGUCAAGCUGUGUCCGUCCAUUCAGGCCAACUUGGUCUUCCUCAACUUCGUGAGGUCGCCCUUCUUCCUGGACCUCAAACGACCUUCGGACGUGGGCCUCGACCACACGCUCAACUUCUACCUGCGGCCUGAACGGACGCUCAGCAUCGGCGUGUGGCACACCGUUCCUUCGGACAUGCGGCCAGAAGCUGAAGGCAAAAGCCAAGAAUGGUUUGAAUCCGCACUAAGCUCCGCCCACCCGGCCAUCCUCUAUCUCCAUGGAAACACGGGAACCAGAGGCGGCGACCACAGAGUCGAACUGUACAAGGUCCUCAGCUCGUCGGGCUACCACGUGCUGGCGUUCGAUUACCGAGGCUGGGGCGAUUCUCAGGGGUCGCCGUCGGAGGGCGGGAUGACGUCGGACGCCCUGUUCGUGUACCGGUGGCUGAAGGAGAGACGGGGCGGAGGUCCGGUGUACGUCUGGGGUCACUCGCUGGGAACGGGCGUGGCCACCAACCUGGUCAGACGGCUGUGCGACGGAGGGAGCGCCCCCGACGCGCUCAUCCUGGAGAGUCCUUUCACCAACAUCAGAGAGGAGGCCAGGAGUCACCCCUUCGCCACGCUGUACAGACACCUGCCCGGAUUCGAUUGGUUCUUCCUGGACGCCAUCACCGCCAACGACAUCCGCUUCGCCAACGAUGACAACGUGAAUCACAUCUCGUGCCCAGUGUUGAUCCUUCACGCCGAGGACGACCACGUGGUUCCGUUCCACCUGGGGAAGCAGGUAAGGCGCCGGCUCCGGCGGGGGUCGCCGCGCGUCUCCAGUCACGCCGCCUGCGGGCUCUCCCCUCAGCUGUACGAGACGGCGGUGCGUUCGCCGAGCCUCGACGCUCACAAAGUCCAAUUUGUGGCCUUCCCCUCGUCGCUGGCCUACAAGCACAAGUUCAUCUACAGGAGCCCCCGGCUGCCCGCCAUCCUCAGCGAUUUCCUGGGCGCGCGUCGUCCGGCCGAAGAAUGACGCCCGACCGGCUUUGGACGAGCCGGCUGCCGCGUUUCGAUGGAAGCGCGACACCUCCAGAAUGAAUUUUGUUUUCAUCCGAUUCUAAUUUCCUGCUUACGAUGCGUACGACUGUUACGCAAUAAAAUAUUUAUGCUUUUAACUCAAACUUGUGUUAGACUGACAUGAAAGUAGCAAAGGUAAAUGUGCAAAGUGCAUCGCUUGUUGCCAAGGCGACCAGUCACAAGUUGAACACCGGCUUCGUUCCAAAAACUAACCCGAAAGUCCGAAACGGCUGAUGCAGCGAGUCGCGCUUUGACGAGUGUCAACUGAAUCGUGUCGGUCCUUCUUUUUUUCUUCAACGCACACGAAAACAACUUCCCGACAAAGGGUUGCCGUAACUUUGAAAAGUACCGGUUCUGAUCAAGGACCAUCGACGGGAUUUGGGUCCGGACCUAAAGCGUCGCAACCGCUGCGAGCAUCGCAAUUGACGGACGUUCGCCGUCGGCUCAUUGGCGAGAACGGCGGUCCGACGCGCACGCAUAAAUGCGCUGACGCAAACGGAUGCCGUCUUGAGGGCUACUUUAUCCCGGGAAGUAAUCAGAUUACAGUUACUUCAUCAGCCCACCGACAGUUACCAUUGCGUCCGUCUGUCCGCCUGCCUUCAAGCUUUUUUUGGAAAAUGCUCAUUUCCGCAUUUCGAGAAGUUUUACUGGCGCGCUGAGCGUGCAAUGCAUUGUGGGUGCGCGGCCACGGAGGGUCGGGACUGACCCGCCGAAGGGCCGUGAAAAAUGAGAGCUUUCAGUGUCGUGCGUUGCCGUUGACGCGAGGAAGCGUGACCCACCCCACCCCCAUUUUUUACGUAGCACAACUCUACAUAAUUGAUUCA